This is a messenger RNA of Bemisia tabaci, 1025 nucleotides long. RefSeq lists its product as uncharacterized. Gene Ontology annotation, molecular function: protein binding. The record is from RefSeq and is a predicted model, not a curated record. Lineage: Eukaryota; Metazoa; Arthropoda; Insecta; Hemiptera; Aleyrodidae.
ACAUUCCUUAUUAUUAGUAAAAGGCAUUCAAAGGGCAUAUUAAUUACUUACCCCUCCUCCAGGGGCCCAACUACCCCUCUUGCAGGAGCCCACCAGUCCGCUCCUGAUUAUGCUCCAAGCGCCUUCCCCUUCGCGCCUGAUCCGCGGCGCGUCAUCGCUGAGGGGCGACACCACCCCUCCGAAGUGGUAAAUGCAAGCGCCCUCCCCUACGCACCUCAUUCUGCUGUGAUCAGUGCUCUUGUGAUCAGUUUGUGUUUCUCUCGUUCCGUUUUUCUCGUUCGCUCAUUUACAGUCAUUUUUCAACCAUGAAUUUCUACAAUCUUCUCUUCGCCAUUGGUGCGUGCUGUUUCCCGACCGAACAAAUCCAGAUGUUCGAUGAACUACCUGUUGAGCUCGUGAUUCAAAUUUUAAGCUUUUUGGAUCCCAAGUCUCUGUCAAUUAUGUCACGCAUGAACAAACGCCUGUUUCACAUUUGCAAGAACAAUAAAGGCCUAAGAACCAAAAUCCGCAGAUACUUGCGCAAAGAACGGAAGGAGCAACUGAAGAAGAUGCUAAACCCAGUCAAAGUCAGGGUCAUCAGGCAAGAAACCGGAAGUACGGAUGAUGCUUUCCAAAGUCGGAAUGCCAGAAGAGGCGUUGUUGUCACUCGAAAUUUCGAGCCCACAGUUCUCAGGGAAGGAUCCGGAACUCCGAAUGUAGUAUUUCAACGCCAAAAUACCAGGAGGAAUACUCAUGUCUCUCGAGAUUUCGAAACCGCGCAAGUUGUACCACAGAAAACGCGCCCCGCAUCUCUGGCCUCAAAGAAACGGUCACGCGAUGAUCAGAAGAAGAACCCUGGUUCAGGACUAGCCAAGAGGAUGCGGAUUUGAUUUGUCUUCCGCAGCUUAGAUUUUAAGUUUCCUCAUUUUGUAACUCUAUUUUUAUUCUGUAAAUAGUUGUUGUUUGUACAGUUUUGUUAAAUUUUAUUGUUGUCAUUUGUAAAUAUUGUUUGUUGAAUAAAAUCGUAUGUCUGAAAGCACGCUUGA